Messenger RNA from Solenopsis invicta (red fire ant), 1128 nucleotides. RefSeq lists its product as uncharacterized. NCBI's taxonomy places the organism in Eukaryota, Metazoa, Arthropoda, Insecta, Hymenoptera, Formicidae. The coding region runs from base 1 to 1128 and encodes 375 amino acids. The record is from RefSeq and is a predicted model, not a curated record. The transcript has 2 exons. Gene Ontology annotation, molecular function: catalytic activity.
AUGUCGCCGAUUCCUUGGGAAGCAGGAGGAGGGUGGUGGUGUGCUCCCCAAGAUGAGGGGGCCCCACCGCCGCCGGAACCGGUGACCAGACUGGUAGAGUACUGCCAGAGUGAGCGGCUUCCCCUAAUAGUGGGUUGCGAUGCUAACUCGCACCACACGGUCUGGGGUAGCAUGGAUACCAACGACAGAGGUAGGAGGCUGUUAGAAUUUCUAGCGUCGACGGACCUGGAGAUUCUCAACAGAGGUAACGAGCCCACCUUUUGCACGGCGGUGAGGAGAAAGGUUCUCGAUCUUACUGUCUGUUCUAGGUCGAGGGACGUAGUCGGAUGGAGGGUCUCGCGCGAACCUUCACUGUCAGACCAUAGACAAAUCACCUUCAAGCUGGCCUGGGCCAGAGGUGAAGUGACGACGUUCAGGGACCCCAGAAGGACCGAUUGGGACUCCUAUCGGGUGGACUUGAAAUGCCAUCUCGAGGGCUUCCCAAGGAGGCACGGGACCGAGGAGGAACUGGAGCUCUGCGUGGAUCAUCUGCAGAGGGCUCUGGUGGAGAGCUAUGAAAGGAACUGCCCAGAAAGGGCAGUUAAGAAUUCCAGGGGCAACUCCUGGUGGAGUCCCAAGCUGCAGGAGCUCAGAAGUGCGGCUCGGAGGGCCUGGAAUAGGGCUAGGAACACAGGAGUGAAGAGAGAACUAAGGGCCCAGAAAGACUACAGAGACUCCGUGGUAAGGGCAAAGAAAAAGAGCUGGAAAGAGUUCUGCGAGUCGGUAGAGGGCCUGCCCGAGACCGCAAGACUAUACAGGAUUCUAGCCAGAAACCCAGACGCCGUCUUGGACUCCAUUAGUCUCCCUGAUGGGACAAUGGUGACCGGGGAGCGAUGUCUGGCGCACCUGCUGAAGGCCAGUUUUCCGGGCUUUCGCAGAGAGCACGGUGAACUGUUCGCCCAUGAUGCGGCGGGCUCGCGCAGGGCUCGCAAGGCGGACUGGGGAUUAGCGGCCAGCAUUGUCAAGCCCGGAAAAGUGAGAUGGGCGAUAAACACCUUCAAACCCUUUAAGUCGGCGGGACCAGAUCAAGUAUUUCCGGCUCUUCUACAGGAGGGGCUGGAGCUGGUCGUGGGACCUCAAGGACUUUGA